AAGCCAGCCGGAGAGGCGUUCGGCUCCAGAACCAAUCCUCUUCAUCGCCCUUUUGUCCCACAUGGUGCCACCAUUAUUUCUUCCGUGGGAAAGUUCAGCACACGCAAUCCUCUUGGGCAAAAUCCAGCAGAUUCAGAGACCAUCGAUUACAGACAGGCAGAAGCGCGGCCAAAAGGAUUCUGAUACCCAUCCCCAGAUAUAAUACUACUGCUCAGGAGGACCACAGUCCAAACGAAGUUCUCUCUCUGUCUCAGACAGACGCGCAGAGUCACUACCCAUCCGAGCAUUACACUUUGCCUGCUUCUUCCCUUGGUGGGGAGGAGCAGAAGUUCAUCAAUCUCUGCCAUUACUACCACCAUUAGCAGAAUCAGGAGCGAAGAGGGAGGCCCGUCGAGAGAGUAUUAAAUCGGUGGUGAAGAUGGAGAGGGUGAGGCCCAAGAGGCCGUAUAGCAGCAGCAGCAACAGCAGCAGUAGCAGCACCUAUUCUCAUUACUAUGAUCGGCCGAAACGGCCGUAUGGCAGUGGGGGAGGCGGAGGGCACCACAACCGGCACCGGCACUCGACUUACCAGCCGUUGACGGCGGACCCGAACCAACCAAUCAAUACGUGCUUCCGCAUCCUCUGCCCGGAGGUCAAGACCGCCGGGGUCAUCGGCAAGGGCGGAAGCAUCAUCAAGUCGCUGCGCCAGGAGACGGGGGCGUGGAUAAACGUCCAGCAACUUGUUCCUGGCGACGAUGAGCGGGUCAUUGAGAUCACCGACGUACGCAGCCGCGAGCCUGACGGUAGCAUAUCGCCUUAUUCGCCUGCCCAGGAGGCCCUGCGCAUGAUCCACGACAGGAUCCUCAACUGGGAUGACGACCUGGCGGCGCCUUCGGCUGGGGGGCCUCCCGGCGGCAACCGCAUCGCAACUCGCCUCGUCGUCCCCCGUAGCCAUGUCGGCUGUCUUCUGGGUAAGGGAGGAAAGAUCAUUGAGCAGAUGCGUCAGGAGACAAAUUCCCAUAUUCGCAUCCUCCCUAGGGAUCAUCACCUUCCUCGAUGCGUCUCUCAGUCCGACGAGCUUGUGCAGGUGGUGGGCGAUGCCACUGCUGUGAAGAAGGCCCUGGAAAACAUUUCUUCACGAUUGAAAGAGAACCCAUUGCGUGAUCGUGGUGCAUUUCAUGGUAAAUUGCAUUCAUCUGAUCCACAAGUUUUUCCUGAUGAUGAUCUCGGACCGUAUAUCAACUCUGGUUCAGCACGAGGACACUUUGAUGGUUCUGGAACAAGGAACUCUGGAUAUGCCUUGCGGCCAUCUGGAUAUGGAAAAUAUGAUUCAGAUGCCAAUCAUAUUGCUGACAAUAUGGAACCAUUUUCCAGCGAAGAGAUAGUGUUCCAGAUACUAUGCCCAUGUGACAGAGUUGAUAGACUUGUUGAUGAGGAUCGUGGUAUACUUGCUUUGCUUCGUGAUGAGGUUGGUGUCAAUGUGAAGGUUGCUGAUGCUGUACCAGGAUGUCAUGAGCAGACAAUUAUCAUUACUUCAGACGAGGAUCAAGAUGACAUCCUCUUUCCAGCUCAGGAAGCUUUGCUCCAUAUACAAACCCAUCUCGUAGAUCUUGCUCACGACAAAGAAAAUAUUGUGAAGACAAGACUGCUUGUUCCGUCUAUUGAAAUUGACUACUUAGGUGAGAGGGAUCUCUUCCUUACAGAGAUCUCUAGGUCAAGUAAUGCAGAGAUGCAUGUUUUACCAAGAGAGCAGCAUCCAUUAUGCACUUCAAGUUCUGAUGAGCUUGUUGAGAUUGUGGGUGAGAUAAGGGCAGCCCGACAAGCUCUUCUUCAGUUGACUGACAGACUGCGAGGUUAUUUCUUUGCUGAGAACUCCUUGUCAAGGGAGUCUCUAUCUAUACCUGUAGACAGCAGUAUUGGUAAUGUGGGUACAGUUGAGCCCAUUCCCCCCAUUAGGAAUACAUUGCCUAAAGGUUGUGAAGAAGACGGUCCUCCUUUAAUAUCCGUUCAGAGCUUGCAGCCUGGUGCAGUACCAAGGCCAACAAAGCAGGAUGUGCUACUCACUAGCCUAACGGAAGGCGAUGGCAGUAGAGCACCGGCUAUGGAAGAAAGUAGUGCUCGUGAUGGGGUGCCAAAUGCACCUGAAAGGUUCCCAGCAGCAAUUGUGACUAAAACAACUGUCGAAGUUGCCAUAUCUGAACAUGCAACAGCUGCCCUAACAAGAUCGAAAAACAAGCUUAUGCAAAUAAGCGAGAUAUCAGGGGCAAAAGUUGAGCUUGUGGAGAACAUGAUAAAAAUAUCUGGUAGUCCAGAACAGGCUGAGAAAGCACAAAACCUAUUGCAAGGUUUUAUCUUGAGCAUUGAGCUAGAUGAUGCACCAAAUGGGCCUUAAUUGCUGAGUUUGCGGAAUCCUUCUGCUGCUUUUGUUGUAAAUGCAUUCUAAGCAACAUCCUUGGAAAGGCUGAUGAAAAGAUUUUGAUAGCCAUGUGCUGUAUAUAUGUGAAACUCGAUAUCGACUGCCCUUUUGUGUUCUUAUUGUUCCAUGAAAUUGUGUGUGUGUGAGAGAGGUUUGCAGUGAUGCUUGGAGGACGAGGGGCUUAAAACACUUGGCUCAAUGAAUUCCAGAAAAGGCAUGCCAAGCUGUAGCCGGAAGGACAUGAAAGGCAACUUGAGAUAAGACCUAAAAAGUUAAGAAGCAUAUUCUGGUCGUGGGAAAGCAAAUCUGAGAGCUUUACAUUCACAAAAGCCACAGGUGAUGGCACUGUAACUCCAUCUACUAUGGUAUACAUAAACAAAUUCUCUUGGAUCAGACUGCUCUCUCUUGAAGAAGCAUAUUUACCUCACAGGUCCCAUAGUUACCUCAGAGGUCCCAUGCUUUGUGGAGCCUUUCUAGAUACAAGCACCAUUGUUGUAUGAAUCUCAGCUUGGAUUUUGAUUUGACUUAUAGAGCCUGUUUGGCAAAGGGAACAGUUUGUAACUGUUGCAUGAACA
This is a messenger RNA of Nymphaea colorata (pocket water lily), 2970 nucleotides long. Its product is annotated as RNA-binding KH domain-containing protein RCF3. Bases 419 to 2371 code for a protein of 650 amino acids. Gene Ontology annotation, biological process: regulation of gene expression. Gene Ontology annotation, cellular component: nucleus; cytoplasm. The record is from RefSeq and is a predicted model, not a curated record. The transcript has 8 exons. Gene Ontology annotation, molecular function: mRNA binding. NCBI's taxonomy places the organism in Eukaryota, Viridiplantae, Streptophyta, Magnoliopsida, Nymphaeales, Nymphaeaceae.